AUGGGCAACCGAAAAUCACGACCGAAACGUACUCAGCCGCUUGGUAAAGUUUCUCGACUAAAAAGCACUCCACCGUCCGUGCAAGUUAAGGCAACUAGUACUCUUAAAAGUUCACGUAACUUUGAUCGUUGUCCAGAAAAUCCAAAUGAAUUUGCACAUAAUUUAAAUAGUCCAUUACCGAUGAGAACAGUCAACGAGCCAGUAAUACUUGUCUGGCUUGAUUCACGUAUAGAUGACACUGUUUUUGAUACGCGUCUCACAAAACAUAUGCUUGGGACAUUGAUUGCUAAUGAUUCUCUUCAUUCAUUCACGAAUACAACCGAUUGCCUCGAGUUUAUGACGCAACGACAAGAUACAAUCGAAACAAUAUUUUUAAUUAUGUCUGGGGAGUGUUCUCGCGAAUUGCUCAGUAAACUUGAUCACCGCACAUACAAUAUAAUCGCUUCAAUGUUCAUCUUUUGCUUAGACGAGCAUAGAUACGAGUCGAUAUUGAAUGACCAUAAGAAACUAGUUGGAAUUUACAAGGAGCAAACCAAAUUACUCGAAGCGAUUCGUCGACAAGUACAGUUGCUAGAACGGUUCAAUCUUCUCUCCAAAUUCUACAAUGAUUCUCAGAAGACGGCACGUAAUAUUGUGAAAGAUGAAGACUCCAUAGAAUUUCUCUGGUUUCGUAUGUUCAAAGAAACGCUUUUACGCUUUCCACAAACAGAAAAUGCUAAAAAAAGUAUGAUUGAUCGAUGUCGGCUUUUGUAUCGAUUUGAUCCGACUGCGCUUGAACAAAUCAAUGAGUUUGAAAAGGGAUAUGUGUCGAACAAUGCAUUACAUUGGUAUACACGCGAUUCAUUUCUCUAUCGCAUGAUUAAUAAAGCCAUGCGCACAGAAGAUACUGACGAAAUAUUUAUGUUGCGAUAUUUUAUUAUCGAUUUAUGUAAAGCUCUGAAGAAAACGAAGUUAACGACUGUAACGACCCACGACUUGUUAUACUACCGUGGAUAUAAGUUACCAUCUGACAAAGUCGAAGAAUUUCAAUGGAAUGAGGGUAAUCUUGUUUCAAUUAAUGCUUUUUGCUCGGCCACACGUCGACGUGAUAUUGCUGAGAUAUACGCAGGCGUUGGUACUUCGACGGACGAAAUCGAUGAUGUAUCCGUAGUCUUCGAAAUUGAAAUUUACUCGCGUAGCAGUCAAGAAGCUGUAUUCGCUGAUUUACAUGGUAUCAGUGCUUUUCCAGAUGAAGAAGAAGUUUUAUUCGAUUUUGCUACCGUGUUUCGAGUGAAAAAGGUAACCUUUGAUGAACAACAAAAGUGUUUAUCAAUCAGAUUGCUCGUUGAUGACCAAUGGAAAACAAGUGUUGAUCCGUUUUACUCACACUUUUCCAACUUUCAAAGUCAGCUUCCGUGUGAAAUAGUCUAUAUCAUCAACUUGGUCAAUGCUGGUGAAUACAAAAAAGCAUAUAGUUACUCUUUGAUUCUAAUGAAGAUGAAUGACAAUCAAAUAUUUAUAACAAUGAUGCAACCUUUUCUUCACUCUUUGGUUUGUUUGGAAAACGGCGACAACAGAGCUAUCGAAUACAUGUCUGAGAGUCAUCGAAUAAUAUCUUGCAUGACUACGAUUCCAAUAACAGACCAAUAUAUACUCCAGAAUAUAUGUCCAGAGCUAUUGAAUAUCAAUCUGAUGUUGAAGAAGCUCAUCACGGGUUAUUUCUUGACAUAUAUUGGAAGUGUGCUUUUGAGCUUGGGCGAAUGGACCGUUGGGAUAGAUAAUCUUCGGGACGGAUGGAAAAAUGUACGUCAAUCGGUAACUUUCUGCGCUAAUAAAGAGUAUUCGAUGUGGAUGGAUCGUAUAAUCGAUUGCUUGCAAGCACAAAAAAUCUUUGAAUAUAUGAAACUAAUAAAGGACUUCUCACGUGUAUUUAAUUCGCCAGAAACCUCUUUUCUAUCAUUAUUCAUGAAACAAGAGCUUCCAGAUUAUAUCAAAACAAAUAUGCCACACCUAUUGAAGCUCUUUGGGUAUGAUCCAUGGAUUAAUUAUCUUUUAUGGAUACAUUCAGGUAAUGCUUGGCUUGCCCGAUAUACACUUGAAGAGGGAAACUACUUGGACGCGUUGGGAUAUUUGAAAGCCAGUUUAAAUGAAGCGAUCAACGUUAAUGUGGCUCACAGCAACAUCCAAUGUUAUAUCCAAUUUCUCUUCGCAUCCGUGUACCUUCACAUGCAUCAACAUGAGGAAUCACUCGAGCACCUCAAACAUAUUGAUGCUAUUGUUGACAAGUUAAAAUCACAUGCUUCUCCAAACAUUCGUUCGUGCUGUCUCAUUUUAUAUGGUCUCAUCAAUCUACUUGAUGGAAAGCCUAAAGAGGCGUUUAAUUGUGUACUCCGAGCACAAACUGUUCAUUUGCAAGCCAAUAAUUAUCUCGAUAGGCCGCCAACGCCUCUUACUCUUUGGAAUAUGUGUCAUGUACAUAAGCAAUACUCACUAUCUCGUACACGUCGAAUUAGACUUGAACGCUACAUGAGCCAGUGUUUCGAUAUUUUUGAGCUCGAUAAGCGCUUUCGUGGUGGCAGCAACGACAAUCGUUAUAGACGUCUUCUCGCCUAUGCCGAGCAAAUUCAAAAAGAUCGGCAGCAGUCAGUUGAAUUCCGACUGUGAUAUUCGUGAAUAACUGUUGCAACGGACACAGUAGAUGAUGACAAUUGUAAGAGCUAACAGUAAACGACCAAUCCGUUACGAUCCAAUAGAGGAUUCCUUACCAAUCAAUACACAUAAGGAUGUGGGUGUGGAUGUGUGAGUGGGUGGGUGUGGAUGUGUGGGUGUGGGU
This is a messenger RNA of Rotaria sp. Silwood2, 2812 nucleotides long. Lineage: Eukaryota; Metazoa; Rotifera; Eurotatoria; Philodinida; Philodinidae. The record is from the annotation of a GenBank genome assembly.